AUGCAAUUCACCAAGUCCCUCAUGCUGCUGGCCGCUGCCCUUACUAGCAGCACCUUCGCCAGACAAACUACCCUCGAGCGCCGCCAGGCCAUUGCUACUGGCACCUCCGGCGGUGACUGGACCUCUACUCCUUCCAGCGGCUCAUACUCGACCGACGGCUUCGGCGCCUCCACCAGCUCAUCAGGCUCAGGCGAAACAUACGCCGGCAACGUGGGCAACCCCUACGGCAGCAACAUCAUCACCGUUGACGCCGCCUCCGCCAGCAACUACAAGUACGUUGCGCAAUUCACUGGCCACAACACUGAGGACUGGACCGUCGCCAUCUUCAACAAGUACGGCCCCGAUGGCGGGAUGACAGGAUGGUUCGGCAACGCAUGCAACACUUUCACUCUUGCCGCCGGCGAGACCAAGUACGUCGCCUUUGACGAGGAUACCAAUGGUGGCUUUGCUGCCGCCUCAGGCUCUACCAUCCCCACCGAUUCUAUGGGUGGCUACGCCUCCACCUGGGGCGAGUUCGAUUUCGGUUCCACCACCAACAGCGGCUGGUCUGGAUUCGAUGUCUCUGUCAUCUCUGCUCAGAAUGCUGGCAUGUCCAUCUCCGGUAUGCAGAUCUGCGAUGCCCUUGGCUCUGUCUGCUCUUCUGUCACUAAGGAUGCCGGCGUUGUCAAUAACGCUUACACCUCCGCCGAGACUGCUGUCGGCGGUAUUGGUGCCAACCUGGGCUCUGGUCCUGUUCGUCUGGCUGUUACCAUUGAUUACAGCGGAUAA
Penicillium concentricum is the source of this 768-nucleotide messenger RNA. RefSeq names its product putative allergen. The coding region runs from base 1 to 768 and encodes 255 amino acids. The record is from RefSeq and is a predicted model, not a curated record. NCBI's taxonomy places the organism in Eukaryota, Fungi, Ascomycota, Eurotiomycetes, Eurotiales, Aspergillaceae. Gene Ontology annotation, cellular component: extracellular region. The transcript has a single exon. Gene Ontology annotation, molecular function: IgE binding.